AUGAACCUCACCUCUCGGGGCAUCAAAGGCAGAGUUGAUAAACAUAAAAAUAUCAGAGUUGCUGUAGUGAAUUACGACAAACACAAAGUCUGUCUUUCUCCCCCUACAGGCUGCUUCGAGUGUUGCAUCAAGUGUCUGGGCGGUGUCCCUUACGCCUCUUUGGUGGCCACCAUCUUGUGCUUUUCGGGUGUUGCUCUGUUCUGCGGCUGUGGGCAUGUGGCACUUACGGGCACUGUGACCAUGGUGGAAAACCACUUUUCUCGCGUCACCUCUGACCAUGCUGCUCUCACUGAUGUGGUUCAGGUUUUGCAGUACAUCAUCUAUGGAAUCGCCUGUUUCUUCUUCUUGUAUGGCAUCAUCCUAUUGGCUGAAGGCUUUUAUACCACCAGUGCUGUCAAAGAGAUGCACAGCGAGUUCAAGACCACUGUGUGUGGACGCUGCAUCAGUGCCAUGUUUGUGUUCCUCACCUACAUUCUGGGCUUGGGAUGGCUGGGCAUCUUUGGCUUCUCUGCGGUGCCCGUUUUCCUGUUUUAUAACAUGUGGACCACAUGUGGAGCCAUGAAGUCCCCUAUUGCCAAUCUCACCUCUGUGGACAACAUCUGUGUCGAUGUGCGGCAGUAUGGAAUCAUCCCAUGGAACGCUACUCCUGGUAAAGCCUGUGGCUCCACGCUAAGCGACAUCUGCAAUACUAGUGAGUUCUAUCUGUCCUACCAUCUUUAUAUUGUUGCCUGUGCUGGAGCUGGAGCCACUGUGAUCGCACUGAUCCACUACCUGAUGAUCCUGGCAGCAAACUGGGCCUAUCUCAAGGGACUGUGUCAGCAGACUCAUGCCUACCAGGACAUCAAAACCAGAGAUGAUCAAGAGCUGCAGGAUGUGCAGUCACGCUCCAAGGAGGGUCUAAACUCCUCCUACUCAUAAACAGUUCUCCCAACUCUUAUCUACCCAACCUCUAUCUAACCUGCUCUUGAAUACACACACACACACACACUUGCCACCCUCAGAUGAAACACUAUACGCAAACUAACACUGCUAAGCGCUGCGCUAUCCUGACUAUACAUCAUAACAGUGGGAUAAGUUAGUUAUAAUCAUGAUGAAACAUGUCAGGCAAGAUAUUGAACAUCUGUAACAAAUGAUGAGUGGAAUUAUGCAGUUAAUGGUGAUAUGAUGUGUUUUGCUCAUCUCCUUCAUGGUGCAAAAGACCACUGGUAUAAAAGUGUAUGUAUUCUAGUAUCGUACUGUCAUUUUGCAAGUAUUUCUGAAUUGCUAGAAAGUGUACGUACAGUGUAGAGUCAUGGUUAUAACUGGGUUAUGUUUGGUUUUAUGAUGCAUUGUCUUGGUGAAGCGCUGCUUACAUGAUAGCCUGUCUGUCUGCACUAACUCCUCACAGACAUUUUGCAGGAACUUCCUUUUUUUUGGUGUUUUAUACAUUUAUAAAUA
This is a messenger RNA of Sinocyclocheilus rhinocerous, 1437 nucleotides long. Its product is annotated as proteolipid protein DM gamma. Gene Ontology annotation, molecular function: structural constituent of myelin sheath. The record is from RefSeq and is a predicted model, not a curated record. Bases 1 to 918 code for a protein of 305 amino acids. Gene Ontology annotation, cellular component: plasma membrane; myelin sheath. The transcript has 7 exons. Gene Ontology annotation, biological process: central nervous system myelination; axon development. NCBI's taxonomy places the organism in Eukaryota, Metazoa, Chordata, Actinopteri, Cypriniformes, Cyprinidae.